This is a messenger RNA of Chlorella variabilis, 627 nucleotides long. RefSeq lists its product as hypothetical. The record is from RefSeq and is a predicted model, not a curated record. The coding region runs from base 1 to 627 and encodes 208 amino acids. Gene Ontology annotation, molecular function: protein binding. Gene Ontology annotation, cellular component: chloroplast. The transcript has 7 exons. NCBI's taxonomy places the organism in Eukaryota, Viridiplantae, Chlorophyta, Trebouxiophyceae, Chlorellales, Chlorellaceae.
AUGGCGGCUGCGGCAGCAGCAGACCCCAACACGCUGGUGCGCACGGGGAUGACCAAGUUCCGGGAAAACAAUGUGGAGGGAUCAGUUGCAGAUUUCGAUGCCGCCAUGGCGGCUGGCCCCUCCAUCAGGCCGUACCUCUGGCAGCGGGGCCUCUCCCUCUACUACCUGCGCCAGUUUGAGGAGGGAGCCAAGCAGUUCCGUGACGAUGUGGCGGUGAAUCCAAACGACACCGAGGAAUCCAUCUGGGCCUUCCUGUGUGAGGCCCAGCUGCUGGGGCCAGACCAGGCGCGGCAGCAGUUUCUAGAGGCAACCGUGGGGAGGGACUCGCGGCCCGUCAUGCGCGCCGCGUACGAGUGCUUCCGCACCGGGGCGCAGCCAGACAGCAUCCUGCAGGCGAGCCCCCGCCGCCCGUCUGCCUGGCCGCAGGCGGCCCGCGGCGACCAGCAGGGUCACGACGCCUUCUACGCGCUGCUGUAUGUGGGGUUGUGGCACGAGGCGCACGGAGAUGCGGCGGCGGCGCAGCAGGCCAUCACCCAGGCGGCGCAGACAGCAUACGCCAAGGGCAGCGGCGACUACAUGGCCGCGCUUGCCAGGGUGCACUGCCUGCGGCGCGGCUGGCAGGCGUGA